UCUUCGUUUUACCCUUUGCAUUAUAGAGAUCUGGAAAUCGAUCUCGGAGGUCGGAAUCCAUGGCCGACCACCACCACCACCAUCAGAGGCCUCACCGUCUCUCAAUUCCGCCGCGCGCCGCCUCCGCCUCUCGGCCGUCUUUCCCUCUCUUUCCCUACUCGUCUUCAACUCCGACCCCCACUCCCUCCAAGAGCCGCCUCUAUCCCAAAUCCUCCCACAAGACCUCCAUUUCUUUCCUCUUUCUGCUUCUUUUUUCACUCCGUUCACUCUAUUCGCUCCUCCCCUUCCUCCGCUCUUCCCCUUCGUUCUCCCUUUUCCCCUUCUCUUUCUUGGUCUCUCUCCUCUCCUUUCUUCUCACCCUCUCCUUCUCUCUCUUCGCCAAUUCUUCUUCCUCCAGCUUCCAAUUUCACAGUUCCAAGCAGAACCGAGCCGUUUUCUCUCUUUCUUCGAUUUCGCAUGCGCAGCUUAAAACAUUGCUCGCCAAGUCAAUUCUGCUCGCCGUGGUCUUCCUUCUUCGGUUUCAAGCGCUGUUGUACUGUGGUACGGCGGCGUUGAUUCUCGCUGAGCUGUCUGGGAAUGUGGCGGCUCGAUUCUUGGCGGAGGGGCGGAAUCAGAUGGCCAUCGGUGAUCGGGCUCGAAGUCGGUCUUCUGAGGUUCGUGGAUUUUUCUCCCUGUUUCUUGGCUUGUUUUUGUUGUCUGUCAGUUGGGACAGAAUUGAUUGCUUCCCCUUUGCAACUUCAUUCAUUGAUAAAUAUGGAUUUUCUGUGCUUCCAAGAGAGAAUUGUAUGAGGGUUUGGCCGAUGUUGCUUCCGUUUCUAUCUGGUUUCUUGGGUUGUUACGAGAGGAUUUCGAUGAACUGGGGGACUGUUAAGCAAUUGGGUCAGAAACGAGUUAGAUUGAUUUCACUGUUCUUCACGACGAUUAUCCUUUUUGUUCCUGCUAUUAUUAGUAUGCUUAUGUUUGAAGCGGAGGGAAAGAGUGUUUCCUUUGGAAAUCUGGCAUGGCCUCUUGCAAACACUGUAGUUUUUGGAGUACUUUUGAAUGAAAAUUACAGUGAUGACAAACUAAUCAGUUCAAACGAUUUUAGGAGUGAAUUUCUCGUCACUUUUGUUUGUACUCUUGUUCUGGAGUUGCUGUAUUUUCCUGAGCUCUCUCUGUGGGGAUUGUUGUUCUGUGGAUUACUACUGUUUGUGGCUGUAAGAGACUUAGAUCCUGUUUACCUGAACUAUCUUGAGCUUGGGGUAGAGUCAUCAGAUUCGAUUACCACAAUGGUUAUGAGACCUAUUCAUCACAUUCUGAGUGAGCGGAAAUCCCGGAAGAUUGCGCUUUUCCUCUUGAUCAACACUGGGUAUAUGGUUGUUGAAUUUGUUUCUGGUUUUAUGAGCAAUAGUCUUGGGCUGAUUUCAGAUGCAUGCCAUAUGUUGUUUGAUUGUGCUGCUUUGGCUAUUGGACUGUAUGCUUCUUAUAUUUCUCGUUUGCCUGCGAACAACCAAUUCAACUAUGGACGGGGGAGAUUUGAGAUUCUUUCUGGAUAUGCUAAUGCUGUUUUCCUGGUUUUGGUCGGGGCGCUCAUUGUAUUGGAGUCGUUUGAGCGAAUCUUGGAGCCGCAGGAGAUAUCGACUAACAGCUUAUUAACGGUUUCGAUCGGAGGGCUGGUUGUGAAUGUGGUUGGUUUGAUAUUCUUUCAUGAAGAGCAUCAUCAUGCCCAUGGUGGAUCGGGAUCAUGCUCACACUCUCAUUCUCACUCUCACUCUCAUGUCAAGCAUGACCAUGGAAGCUGUGGGAAGCAUGAGAAUGUUGUCUCUAUUACAAAAGAUUGCCAUGAAAGUUCAAUUUCUGUUCAUACUGGCCAUCAUGAACAUGACAAUCCUACUUGCAGCGACCAUGUUGAUGUUUCUAGCGAGGGUCACCUCAGUAACUGCCAUGACCGUGAUCAUCAUCACCAUCACGACCACACCGAUCAUCAUGACCAUGCUCAGCAUCAUGGCCACAAGCAUGAUCACCAUCACGAUCAUCACGACGAGCACUCUCACCAUCAUGAUCACCACCAUCAUCAUGGCGAAUCUUGCAAGCAUGACCACCAUGACCAUGCUCAUCGACAUGACUCAGACGGUCAUCUUUCUCAUGCUGAAGCCGAUGUGCCCAAAAUUGUUUCUCAUAGUUCUUUAGAAAGUUCACACAGCCACCCUUCAAGGCAGCCUGUUGAGGGGACGGCCCGACAGAAGCACCACCAUCACCACAUUGACCACAACAUGGAAGGGAUAUUUUUACAUGUUCUGGCCGACACCAUGGGGAGUGUCGGCGUCGUUAUAUCGACCCUUUUGAUCAAGUACAAGGGAUGGCUAGCUGCCGAUCCAGCCUGUUCCAUAUUUAUUUCUAUAAUGAUCAUAUCUUCAGUUAUUCCAUUACUUAGAAACUCUGCAGAAAUCUUGCUUCAAAGAGUUCCUAGGGCACACGAGCAGGAUCUGAAGGAGGCUAUGAACCACAUUAUGGAGAUACGAGGAGUCCAUGGCAUUCAGAACCUGCACAUUUGGAGUUUCACCAACACCGACGUCGUGGGAACUCUCCGGCUUCAUGUUUCAACAGAAUCUGACAAGGCUUCUAUAAAGGCUAAGGUUGAACACAUACUUCAUGAUGCUGGAAUCAAUGACUUGACGAUGCAGCUGGAAUACAACCGGUAAUUAUCUCAACAAUCCUCUUUCUAA
Momordica charantia (bitter melon) is the source of this 2705-nucleotide messenger RNA. RefSeq names its product zinc transporter-like protein. Lineage: Eukaryota; Viridiplantae; Streptophyta; Magnoliopsida; Cucurbitales; Cucurbitaceae. Gene Ontology annotation, cellular component: membrane; Golgi apparatus. Gene Ontology annotation, biological process: transmembrane transport; zinc ion transport; intracellular zinc ion homeostasis. Gene Ontology annotation, molecular function: zinc ion transmembrane transporter activity. The record is from RefSeq and is a predicted model, not a curated record.